AUGGACCAAGCGAAGCUCGGAGCAGAAGCGCUCAGCGCAGCCAACUAUCCUGAAGCCAUCAAACAAUACACAGCCGCCCUGGAAGUCUCACCCACAUCACCCGACUAUCUCAUCAAACGAUCUACCGCGUACCAAAGGAGCACUCCCGCUGACUAUACAUCCGCUCUCGCCGAUGCCAACAGAGCCGUUAUCAAUGCACAGAAGAGAGGCAAGCGUGAGCUCAUCCUUCAGGCUCAGCUCAGACGUGCCAUAGCACUGUUUGGUCUGGAACGCUACCCAGAUGCUCGCUUCUGCCUGGACAUCGUCAAACGUAUGGACCCGAAAGAGAAGACUCUGCCUAUAUGGGAGAGCAAGGUUGCAACCAAGAUGGCUGCUAUGGCUGGCGAGAAUGGAGUGACCAUCGAGGAGAUACCAGACGAGGAAGAGACGCCAGUCGCAAUCCAGACCACAAAGGCGGCAUUGACAUCGACGUCUGCUGCCACGCCUGCACAACCUGCUGCCGUUGCUCGAACACCUGCCGACAAGAUCCGUCACGACUGGUACCAGAACAACGACAAGGUCUACUUCACUUUACUCGCAAAGGGCGUUCCCAAAGACAAGGCUACAAUCGACAUUCAACCACGCUCCCUGACUAUCUCCUUUCCUCUGCAAACUUCCUCCGACUACGACUUCUCACUGGAACCUCUGUUCGCCGAGAUCGACCCCUUAGCCUCAUCCUUCUCCAUCAUGUCCACCAAAGUCGAAGUCGUUCUCAAGAAGUCACAACCCGGUCAGAAGUGGCCAGCUCUCGAGACAAACGAGCCUGUCGACCAAAGUUCAACUACCACCACAUCCACCGCUUCAGCACCUGCACAACCAUCCUCAGCUUCACAAAAAGCUCCUUCAUACCCCACAUCCUCUCGCAGCGGUCCCAAGAAUUGGGACAAACUUGCCUCCGAGGCUCUAGCCAAACCCAAGACCGACAACUCGAAGCCCGGAGCCAAGAUUGAAGAUGAAGAGGACGACGAAGGCGGCGAUCCAGUCAAUGGCUUCUUCAAGAAACUCUACGCUGGUGCUGAUGCAGACACUCGCCGUGCCAUGAUGAAGUCGUUCAGUGAGAGCAACGGCACAGCUCUGAGUACCAACUGGGAGGAGGUCAAGAAGGGAAAGGUCGAGACGAAUCCUCCUGACAGCAUGGAAGCCAAGAAGUGGUGA
Molecule: messenger RNA, 1194 nt
Organism: Aureobasidium namibiae CBS 147.97
Lineage: Eukaryota; Fungi; Ascomycota; Dothideomycetes; Dothideales; Saccotheciaceae
Product: SGS-domain-containing protein
Exons: 1
Coding region: 1-1194 (397 amino acids)
Biological process (GO): protein stabilization
Molecular function (GO): protein-folding chaperone binding
Source: RefSeq, a predicted model, not a curated record